This is a messenger RNA of Mobula hypostoma (lesser devil ray), 2890 nucleotides long. Its product is annotated as TATA box-binding protein-associated factor RNA polymerase I subunit D-like. Lineage: Eukaryota; Metazoa; Chordata; Chondrichthyes; Myliobatiformes; Myliobatidae. Bases 327 to 1835 code for a protein of 502 amino acids. Gene Ontology annotation, cellular component: nucleoplasm; nucleus; RNA polymerase transcription factor SL1 complex. The record is from RefSeq and is a predicted model, not a curated record. The transcript is spliced from 7 exons. Gene Ontology annotation, biological process: regulation of DNA-templated transcription.
CAAACCCAGUCUUCCCGGCAGGCGCUUUGGGAGUUUGAUUUCUCCCUGGUUACUUGCUAACGGACUGGUCUAAUAAUUUCCAGAGGAUAACGUUCAAAGUCUCGGUCAAACGUCAUACUGGUGAAGGCAAGGGGGAUAUUAACCUGGCGUUACCUGGUCAAACUCGCGAUUUCUGCAUUUAUAAGUGGAAUAUCUGCUCAACAAAUUUAACAAAAUAAACCUAACCAGCAAGUCACAUACCGGCAGCAUUUGCUGAUACUGUAAAAUGCAGCAAGUCGGACGGCAGCAAUUGUUGCUCGAUCCCGGACCAGGCGGACGGGCUCUGGAUGCGCCGCCGAACAACAUUUCCAUCGCACACUUCCGGUAAAGUAAGGAAAGCAAUGGAAGAUUUAAAGAGUGUUGAAGAUGAGCAAAUAUGUGUAGAAGAUGAAGAUGAAGGCAGUGUGUUGCUAUUUUCGGAUAAAGAGAAUGAAGCUAAGGAUUUGCAACAGACUACUGACACAAAGGUAGUUACCAAUCAAGUGGGUCCAGCCACCUCCAACACAGAAGGAGAUCUAAUUACAAAUACGUGUAAACCCGUCGAUCAGGAUAUCUCCUCUUCUUUAAGUGAUGGCUCAAAUUCAGUUGACAGUUUAUUCAAGACACAGUGUCCAUCCACACCAGAAAGAAAUAAGAGCAGGCAAAAUACAGGAACAUUUUUAACCCAAUUAGAAUUCAGAAGUCAAAAUGAACUUGAUUCUGAGAGCUCAUCUGAUUCAGAUGAAGGUCUAUGGCGUCCAAGUUUUUUGAAAGUUGGUGAAGUAAGAAGACGGUGGCGAAGCAAAAGAACCAAAAGCAGUUACACUCGUAAGAAACACAGCCUGCCAAGAGGAAGGUUGCAAGCAUCCAUGUCUGCAGUAGAGAAAAAGAGGAGGUUGCGAGAGCGAGGACUGGAGUUUCCAUUUUUGCAAAAGGAAUAUGGAAAAAAGGAAUUGCCAUUUAAGAUGAUUUUUACGUAUGAGCAAGCUGCUUUGUGUGGAUUAUUUGAUUACAUUAAGGAGUUAAAAUGUCAAAAACAUCUCAUAAACUCCUUAAAAAACAUAAAUGUGGAUUGUGCAGAAAGAAUUAGUGGUCCAACAAAGCAAUACAAAUACCUGGAUGAGAAAAGACCAAUUUCACCCAUAUCUGAAAGCAGUGAUGAAACCUGCAUUGAAGACUUGGGAAAUGAAGAGGCUUUUGAUAUGAAAGUCGUGGAUAAUAGCUACUUCAUAGCAGAAAAAAGGUCUGAAAAAAAGAAAAGGUACUCUAGGAAAAUGUACUACAGGAAAAAAGAGAAAAGAUCUCUAAGGAGUGGUAAAAAUAAAGGCCACCAUGAAACCAAUGGUAAAAGUAAAGGUCACGUUAAAAAUAAACAAGUGACAGGUGAACAAAAGGACCAUCCCACACAAAAUCUUCCUUACAAUGCGCCUUUUAAGCAGAAAACCAAAGAAAAAUUAGCAGACCUGAACAGUCUACAGAAUUCCCACACGCCCUUAGAUGAAAGGGAAGUUGAAGAAACAGAGAGUGUACUUUCUCUUAAGAGUCGCAAAUCUAAUAAACAUUCAAAAAGUAUAAUGAUGCAAAAGAGGGAACACAUAACAUCGCAAGAAGAGAAUAAUCUAGAAAGAAUGGAUUGUGAACUAACAAUGCACCAGAAGAUCCUUUGUAAUGGUAGUGCUCAAAGAAAUAUUUUCCAAGAUCAGGAUCAUCCUGUGGAACAAGCCAACGAAGACACCAAUUUAUUACCAAUGGUGUCUCAGAAGAAGAAGUUUAAACUUUAUAAUGGGAAUAGUUAUUUUACUGCCUCACCAUUGUAAAAAGGGUAGUAGCUAUUUUGCCUGGUCACCUUCAAAAGCUGUUAUUUAAGGAUGAACUAAAUAACAUCUGAAUUGCAGUUACAAAUGAAUGGCACAUUUGCACUAAAUUAUUCAGUCAAUUAUGGCUUGACACUAUCAAUAACUGUUACUGGGAAAGUAUUUUCCAUUGACUUUGAAUCCAUAAUUUUCACAAAGUAUAUUUUAAGAAUAUUAUGCAAUAGAAUCAUUGUCAUUCUGUGGCUGAACAUUGUGAAAGUUGGAAAAUAUUUUUGUACUCUACAGAAGUAAGGUUUCAACAUGAUCCUUACUUAAUGGCUGUGCUUAAAACUUUGUCCUGAAGCCAAAAUCUUAACAAAUAAUUCACUUAUUUUCUAAACCUACAGCAUAUAACAGGUAAUUAUGAAAUUUCGACCUUGCAAAAAUCCUUUUGAGGUAAUUUAUAAUCAAGUAUUAAUGUUGGAAAAUGUUUGUUCAUCUGAACUACCUGAGCAUUUUCUCCCUCUGGCCCGUUGAAGUUUUCCAGAACUUUGUUAUUUUUAUGUUUAUUUAUCAAAAGUUGAUACUGAAAAUCAGAGAAUGGAGAGUAGUGUUUUCUUUUAGAUAGCAGUGAUAAGUAACCAUUUCCUGUUAGUGAUUCACAUAAAAUAACGAGUGGUAUUUUAUUUUCCUUUGCCAAAUAUUAAAAAGGUCAGCCCACUGUACCAAAUUCGAUAAAUUGUUAACUUCUAAGUUGGGUUUAUUUGUGCAUUUAUCAUACGUAUAGCUUAAUCGGUUAUUUUUAAAACGUUAUAAUAGUUUUGAUGUAUUAAAGAUCAGAAUUAUUUUGAAAGUGAAAAUUAUGAUAUUGUUUACAUUUUACUAUUAUGACUGGUAAUGUAGAAAUGAACAAAGAUGACAUCCAUGCUUCAGAUUGUUACGGCUGCAUUGCCGCCUCCUAUGAAAUGAGAAAUGUAAAACUAGAUAAUGGAGUAAGAAUUUUGCUAUUGGCUAAAUGUAAUAAUUUUUGCACAGAGAUCCAUAAACCAUAUGCUUUUGAAAAAUCUGUUUCCAUAUUU